AUGUUGUAUCAAUUUCAACACAGGCUGUUCCAACACGAUCACAUCUCAUUGUCGCAAUUGCCUCUUAUUCUGCCAAUUUUCUCGCCUCCUCAAGUGGCGUUUCCAAUUAUAUAUUUCUGCCGACUGCAUCAUUUCAACCACCAUACGGAUCGCUAUCGCAUCAAUUUUCUCUGUCGCAUUUUCACGCCCACGCAGCUAGGCCAUGGCUUACCCUUCGAUCGGCACCAAUAUUCUACCACUACUUUCCUGAUCACGGGUCCGAGGCUAAGACACUUCGAGCUGAGCUGCGACUUCGAAUUUCUAGGCGGAGGUUAAUCCGACCUCCAAUACAGCAUGACGUCUCAACAUCCUGACUUCGACGAGUUCUACGACGAUCAAGUGGCAGCUCAUCGACAGCUCUUUCCACAACAGAAUCCUUGGGAUCGCAUCACCCAACCGAGUGUCCUAAUCUCUUGUCUCAUCGUUGUCGUCACUAUCACAUACAACUUAUAUGCUUCAACCACCACCUUUCAAGAAUCAAUACAGCUUUUGGGAACCAGUCUUUGGGACGGUCUUGUAUUCAUUGUCCCUGAGAGCCUCCUGAAUGCCUUGGAUACACCCGACAAUUCCACUACAAUCGCAACCUCCGAGUCAAUGAGUCUCGUCGAACGAAGCCACCAUGCCGUCAAAAGCGACAAGAUGCGGAGGGUCUUGGGGCUGACUCGUCCCGGCGGCGUCAUGUCCUCAGUCUUUGAAGUUAGAAACCGCGCCCUCUCCAUGACCGGCAGCGUUUUGGGCUUGAAGACCGAAUCCGAUCGUCCACCAGGUCUUGGCAAUAUGGACAACUCAUGCUACCAGAAUAGCAUCCUCCAAGGACUUUCAUCACUCAAACCUCUACCUGAAUACCUCUCCACUUAUCUUGAGGCAUCGAAUAAAAGUGGCGAUCAAGACGUUGCGCAAACAUUACGGACCCUGAUCGCCGACCUGAACGACGUUUCGAAUUAUGGACGCACGUUAUGGACUCCAAGUCUGCUCAAGUCUAUGAGCACAUGGACUCAACAGGAUGCUCAAGAAUACUACUCUAAAUUGUUAGACGAUAUCGAUAAGAGUGUCGCAAAGGCUAUCAAGAACGCGCAGCCUCAACAUCCCGGUCUGGCCUUUAAGAUUGAUAAGGACGACGCUGCUGUAAGUGAGCAUAGCGACGACAGUGGUUAUCAAAGCGUAAUAACUGCACCCGAGAUCAAGUCGGGUCACAAUCCGUUGGAGGGUAUGCUCGCACAAAGAGUGGCCUGUGUUCAGUGUGAACAUUCCGAGGGGUUAUCCAUGAUACCUUUCACAUGCUUGACACUGAGUCUUGGUUUGAACAAGAAUCAGCAUGACCUGUAUGAAAGGCUGGACGCUUACAGCAAAGUGGAAGCGAUCGAGAACGUCGAGUGUGCCAAGUGUACCCUUCUGAAGCAUGAAGACCUUUUGUCUAAGUUGGUAGACAGGAUGCGACACAACGGGACGCCAGACGAGCAGCUCCAAAAAGCUCUGCGCCGACUUGAGGCAGUGAAGCUAGCUUUGGAAGAAGAUGAUUUUGAGGAAAAAACUCUGACGGAAAAGUGCAGCAUUUCGACUAAUAACAAAGUCAGCUCUACGAAGACCAAGCAGAUUGUUAUUUCUCGAGCGCCAAAAAGCUUGGCAAUCCACAUGCAACGAUCGGUGUUUGAUCCUUCUACUUUCAACAUGAUGAAGAACUCGGCUCCAGUCAACUUUCCCAUGACACUGGAUCUUGGCCCGUGGUGUUUGGGUAGUGCCCCCAAUUCCUCAACCCAGGCAUCGAGCGCAGAGGAGAAAUGGGACGGGGACCCUCGAGAAUCAAUGAUAGCUGGCGACCAAGGCUCAUCCAAAUUUACGGGACCUAUCUAUGAGCUUCGAGCAGUGGUGACACACUAUGGGCGGCACGAGAACGGGCACUACAUCUGUUAUCGCAGAUAUCCACGACAUAGCCCGCCUGUCAAAACAGUUGACGAUGAGGAACCUGAUAGCAAGGUGGAUAUUCGGCCUGAGCUCGAAUCAAAGAAUCAAGAGAACGACAUCGAUGAACCUGAGAUGGACUGGUGGAGGCUGAGCGAUCACAACGUCUCAAAGGUUAGCGAGGAUGUAGUGCUUAGCCUUUCCCCCGGCGUCUUUAUGCUCUUUUACGACUGUGUGGACUCUACGAUGGCUAUGAACAAUCAAGACGAAAGUAUGCAAGAUGCAAACGAGGUUGCAGAUCUUGGUGCCGCAACCGGGCUGGCCAGUGCGACGGACAACACGGCUCAAAUAACCCAGGGGCACGAAACUCAAGCGUCCAAUGGCAAGCCAGAGGAGGCAUCGAAUUUGGAAGAAGACGCCACGUCAUGCAUCGCAAAUGAUCAGGCUGCCGUUGAAACGACAACGCGCGGCUCUAAUCUGAUCACCAAUACAGCUCCAUUGGUUCAUGUUGCGCCAUAAUGCAUUGUAAAGCUGAAGGAUGGAAUUUGGAAAGGAAGAGGCGGUGCAUGAGUAGACAAGGCUUCAAGUCUCGGCGCGCAACAAGCGAAGAGCAGACACGCUUGGUGUCAUUUAUGGGUUUUAUUCAAAAGCAUAGCGAUGGCGUUGAAGAACCAGUUAACAAUGGUUGGCAUACCUGUUUAUUGUAAGAAGGGUCUGGGAUAGAGAGAGAAAGCGGUUCAAAGGGCAUGUUGUAUUGAAGUUAGUUAGGUUAUUAUAAGGGUUGAUACCAAUGGUGGUACUCUGUGCACGGGAUUAUAAUGCAUAGACAGGUUUCUCGGCGCAGCAAACCCAUCGUUGUCACAAGCCAGAAUUGAAUUGUUAACCGAAAUUGUUGUUUCUCGCU
Messenger RNA from Fusarium oxysporum Fo47, 2842 nucleotides. RefSeq names its product ubiquitin-specific protease UBP1. Gene Ontology annotation, cellular component: nucleus; cytosol. NCBI's taxonomy places the organism in Eukaryota, Fungi, Ascomycota, Sordariomycetes, Hypocreales, Nectriaceae. The transcript has a single exon. Bases 334 to 2457 code for a protein of 707 amino acids. Gene Ontology annotation, molecular function: cysteine-type deubiquitinase activity; cysteine-type endopeptidase activity. The record is from RefSeq and is a predicted model, not a curated record. Gene Ontology annotation, biological process: protein deubiquitination.